GACCAGGGCACCGCCCGGAAGAACUAUUAUUCCCAGCGUGCCCUGCGGCUACGGGGCAAUAGGAAGGCCAGAAAGGCAUUGUUCUGUGUCAAGCUGGGUAGAGACGGGAGGGUCCCGCGGAGGAUGGAGGAAAAGCUCCCCACCGGCAUCAAGCCCUACCUGGACAAGCUCACCUUGGGCGUCACAAGGAUACUGGAGACUUCCCCAGGAGUUGCUGAAGUGAAUUUUGUGGAAAAGGAGCCAGCUGAACGCCACACAAUCGUCUCUUGGGAGCAAGUGAAGUGGUGCAGCCCUUGGGCAAGUCAGGAUACACAGAUUGUGGAACCUCCAUCAUGGGACACUCUCCUGAGUUUUGAGAAAAACUCCUGUGUAUUACCUGAGGAUUUAAAGAACUUCUAUCUGAUGACUGAUGGCUUCCAGAUGACCUGGAGUGUGAAGACUGAUGAUACCCCGAUGCCCCUGGGCUCCAUGGUGAUUAACAGCAUCUCGAAGCUGUGUCGGCUUGGGGGUUCCUCUAUGUACACUCUGCCUAGCGCUCCAACUCUAGCUGACCUGGAAGAUGACACAGACGAGGAAGGUAAUGGAGACAAACCAGAGAAGCCACACUUUGAUUCUCGUAGUCUUAUCUUUGAAUUAGACCCAUGCAAUGGGAAUGGGAAAGUCUGUCUGGUUUAUAAGCAUGCUGAACCAGUGGUCUCCCCAGACACAGAGAUCUGGUUCCUGGACAGAGCUCUGUAUUGGCAUUUCCUCACCAAAACCUUCACAGCCUACUACCGCCUGCUCAUCACCCACCUGGGUCUCCCACAGUGGCAGUAUGCCUUCACCAGCUAUGGGGUCAGCCCACAGGCCAAGCAAUGGUUUAACAUGUAUAAACCCAUAACCAUCAACACAGCACUCCUGUCUGAAGAAGCUGAUUCGUUUGUGAACAAGCUGGACCCCAACAAGGUAUUUAAAAGCAAGAACAAAACUCCAGUGCUCAAGAAAAAACAACUUUCACAGCCACCAGGCUCCCAAAAGAGUCACACAAGCAUGCCCUCUGCCAAGACAUCCUCACUAGCUGGGAAUUCUUCAAGGAAGUGAGCCUGCCAGAUCUGACCCUGGACGACAUUUGCAAUAAUCUUUGAUGUUUUCUGCUGCAGAGUCUCUGUGGUUCAGACCAAGUUCCUUGUGCAUGAAUAGAUGUGCCCAUGGAAAACAUGUUGCAGCACUUGCAUGAAAUAUAGCCACAAUGUGGAUGUAGUUCCUGGAGCUCUUAAAAAAAUUGGUACAUCGGUUUUAUUCCCUUCUGCUACUUGCAGCAUGUACUUUUCAGAGGGCAUGAAGAAACUUUUGAUGUCACUGCUCCAUAGGGAAGCUUUUGUUCCUGUACAACUGCAGCAGUGAAAUGAAAGCAAAUGUUAUUCACUGUAACUUUAACCAGACCCGUGCUGAAGUAGAGGGUGUAAAGAUGUUUCUGCCUUGUCCUUUGAAAGAAAACUGUCCUGACCUUGCAUGCUGUAGGAGCAGGCUGGAACCCACUGAACAGAGAAGGAUCUUGCCCUCCAGACAGAAUCAACCUCUGCACUUCCCUGUGCUUCAUCCAGCUUCUGCUCUGAGAUUGAUGGUACAAUGGGACUUGUGACUUCCAUGUCUCUGCAUUAGCCUAGCCACUUGCUCUGCAGCCCGGACCACUUUUUGGCCUUCGUGCUUGUCCUAGACUGCAAGGCAAUAUGUGUAUUCUAUUUGCCAUCUGUUAGAGGUGUGGCAGUUAUCUUCUGUUAAUUGGGAAGUUUUCUUUAUCUCUUCCACAUCCUCCCUCCAGGGAGAUAUCUUCUGUUAAUGAUCCAUUGAGUGUCACUGCAUGACUGAUAAAAUUACAUCAUCCCAUUGUGAGAAGCUCCACCCAGAGGGAGGAGCCAAGCAUUCCUAACUGGAUAUAAUCUGAGAUUUUGGGACACCAGAACAGCCUUUCCAAUGGAUUCCCAGAGGACCAGCUGCCUUUUCCACUGGACCUUCAGAGGUAGACCAGGCCCAUCUACACCACCACUGGAUUUUCAGAGGAAAACCACACCCUUUCUGCAGGAUCCCUGUUCCAACAGAACCACACCUGGCACUGCAGGAGGACUGCAGCCACCAUUUAAUGGGACUGCUACCAACACCCUGACCAACAGGGUGUCAGGUCAUAUUCUGACUCUGUCAGUGUUCUUUUGUAUUAC
Motacilla alba alba is the source of this 2195-nucleotide messenger RNA. It is a transcript of the gene TPGS2, whose product is annotated as tubulin polyglutamylase complex subunit 2. NCBI's taxonomy places the organism in Eukaryota, Metazoa, Chordata, Aves, Passeriformes, Motacillidae. Gene Ontology annotation, biological process: protein polyglutamylation. The record is from RefSeq and is a predicted model, not a curated record. Bases 124 to 1080 code for a protein of 318 amino acids. The transcript is spliced from 8 exons.